This is a messenger RNA of Cloeon dipterum, 492 nucleotides long. It is a transcript of the gene Tbca, whose product is annotated as Tubulin binding cofactor A. Gene Ontology annotation, cellular component: cytosol; microtubule cytoskeleton. The record is from RefSeq and is a predicted model, not a curated record. Bases 153 to 491 code for a protein of 112 amino acids. Lineage: Eukaryota; Metazoa; Arthropoda; Insecta; Ephemeroptera; Baetidae. Gene Ontology annotation, molecular function: beta-tubulin binding. Gene Ontology annotation, biological process: post-chaperonin tubulin folding pathway; tubulin complex assembly. The transcript has 2 exons.
UGUGCUGUGUUUACGACGAAAAUUAUAUUUUUUGAUCAUCUGACGCAUCAGACUAUGCACAUGGGCAGAUUCUAGUUCUUCUUUCCCUUCGAAUUACUCAUUUUCUUCCCGAAAGCUCUCGAGCUUUGCGCAAACCUCUCAUUUCCACCGUGAUGGCCGAUCCUAGGGUUAAAUCUCUCAAGAUCAAAUCGGGUAUUUUGAAGAGGAUUACCAAGGAAAAGGUUUUGUACGUCCAGGAGGCUGAAAAGCAGGGCGAAAAAGUGAAGCAGAUGAAAGAAAAAGAGGAGGACGAGUAUCACAUCCGUAAGCAAGAAGAAGUAUUAGCCGAGUCCCGGAUGAUGGUUCCUGAAUGUCAGAAACGCCUUGUCAAAGCCUAUGAAGAUCUGAAAAACCUGAUUGAUUUUGAAACAGACCUCAAGGGCUCAGAAGAAUAUAAAGUGGCACUCGGUAUUCUCGGCGACGCUGAAGUGCACAUUGAUUCUGCCAACUAAU